AUGAUGUCUUCUUUUGCUGUUGGUUAUGUAGCCAGAUCUGCUCCUCGCCCUCGAAGUGCAGCUACACGCAGCCCAAAAAGAUCUACUCCAAGCUAUACUCCACCUCCUAAGACUGAUCAUUCCUACUCAAGCGGUAGUAGCAGCAACUAUGGCGAAGGGAUGACUAGUCAUGUUGUAGAUGCAAUUGUCGAUGCUUUUAAGUUCUUACGAACCACGAAGGAACUCCCUGUUGCAGCUCCUGACACAAACAGCUCCGCUUCUAUUUCAUGUGUCACUCAAGCCAAAGCUUUCCAAGACUGCCUCGACGAGUUUGAAACAGACAUCACUAAAUGCCAGUUAUACAUGAACAUGUGGUCUCAGUGCAAGAAGAGGAAUUCUGAUUCCAAGUUAUCCGCCUAA
Microthlaspi erraticum is the source of this 399-nucleotide messenger RNA. Lineage: Eukaryota; Viridiplantae; Streptophyta; Magnoliopsida; Brassicales; Brassicaceae. The record is from the annotation of a GenBank genome assembly.